Molecule: messenger RNA, 538 nt
Organism: Peromyscus leucopus (white-footed mouse)
Lineage: Eukaryota; Metazoa; Chordata; Mammalia; Rodentia; Cricetidae
Product: 60S ribosomal protein L34-like
Exons: 1
Coding region: 77-427 (116 amino acids)
Biological process (GO): translation
Cellular component (GO): ribosome
Molecular function (GO): structural constituent of ribosome
Source: RefSeq, a predicted model, not a curated record
CCAUCUACGCCCUGUUUCAGCCUGAAGCAAUUAUGGGAGGAAAUAUCUUGUCCUCCCUUCCUUUUCCUCUUCCAGAAUGGUGCUCAGAGGCAUCAGAAUGGUCCAUCAUUUGACAUACCAUCAUAGGCUUUCCUACAACACAGCCUCUAACAAAACUAGGCUGUCUGGAACCCCUGGCAACAGGAUUAUUUACCUUUAUACCAGGAAGGUUAGGAAAGCCUGUACAUCUGAAUGUAGUGUGUGCUCAGGCAGGCUUCAAGGUGUUCAUGCUGUGAGACCAAAAGUCUUUAUGAGGUUGUCUAAGAUAAAGAAGCAUGUCAGCAGGGCCUACAGUGGGUGCAUGUGUGCCAAGUGUGUCUGCGACAGGAUCAAGCGGGCUUUCCUUAUUGAGGAGCAGAAAAUUGUUGUGAAGGUGUUGAAAGUAUAAGCACAGAGUCAGAAAGCAAAAUAAAUAUGCAGCUUUUUAAAUUUAAAAACAAAAAAAAUCAUCCUGUGCUCCCUGCUCCCAAAACAGGCUAAAAGCCUAAGUUAAAGGUUA